Messenger RNA from Babjeviella inositovora NRRL Y-12698, 850 nucleotides. RefSeq lists its product as uncharacterized. The record is from RefSeq and is a predicted model, not a curated record. The coding region runs from base 76 to 438 and encodes 120 amino acids. Lineage: Eukaryota; Fungi; Ascomycota; Pichiomycetes; Serinales. The transcript has 3 exons.
CACUAGAUAUCUCUGUUAGUAUCCACUGCUUUCGCUUGUUAUCACACAAAACACUGGCCGAAGAGUAUUUUUACCAUGAAAUUUAAUAUCGUGACUAUCUUAGCCUUCUUCCAGCUUACAUUUUUCGUCGCCUUUGCUGCACCAAUCAGCUCUGUCAGUGGAUCUUUGUCGUCCUACGUCCUUGUGUUUGAAAACGGCGCAAACACACCCCAAGCCUAUAUCGAUAAGGUCAAGCGCAAAAUCCAACGAUUGAAGGGCAAGAUCACCUAUGAGUAUUCCACGGUUUUAACCGGCUUCCAGAUUGAGAUCGAUGACGCCAGAGUGAACGAAUUGAAAGUCUUAUCUCGCUCUGGUCCACUGUCCAAGGCAGGCAAAAACAAAAACUCCUUGGAAACAUUUUACUUGGAGAAAGACAGCCAAGUUUCUGCUUAUAUUUGAUCAGUAUGUCCCUUAGAUGACGUGACACAUGCACUGCUCACCCGUAUACGCAAAAAUCACUGAAAUCCCACCCUUGUGCUUCUCGAUAUACUUAUCUCUAGCUUGUAUCGAGCUCCAAGUAAUGUUCGAGGCUUGGGUACCAGAUAGCUACUGACUUUCUGCUUCUACCUGUUGGCAUGAAACCCGCAGUCGACCCCAACUCAGAUCAUUUAUUCCAAGCCCCAUUUCCUCGGAAAGGAAUAGCCUGCGCUGGAGAUUAGUGCUGCGAAAAAGUAUUACCUGGAGUCCCGGGGUGGAUAGACUUUCUUUUACAUUCUAUAGACACCCCUCCUGAAGAAUGGCAUUUCAUACAAGAGUUUUGAUAGAUCAUAUUGCGCGAAUGUACUGUAAUCCGACACCAACCUAUAUUUGA